Closterium sp. Naga37s-1 is the source of this 276-nucleotide messenger RNA. Lineage: Eukaryota; Viridiplantae; Streptophyta; Zygnematophyceae; Desmidiales; Closteriaceae. The record is from the annotation of a GenBank genome assembly.
AUGGCUCAAAACGCCCGGGGCGGGCCCGACCAAAGGGGGUGGGACGCACGUUUGUUCCUCCAUUUCACUUCGUCCGCUCUCUCCUCUGCUUUUGUCUAUUGCUGCUGGCUGCUCUGUCCGCUGCACGGCCUGAUUGCUUUUCGUGGUGGACUCACUCUGUGUGGUCUCGUGCAGUACCGAGGGCGUGGUGGCUCCAUUGCUGCACGGGCCUUGCUGUUCCAAGGGGAGGCAGCAGAGGGAGGAGGCGCAUGGACGGGCGGCAGUGGGAUUGACUAA